Molecule: messenger RNA, 1472 nt
Organism: Myxocyprinus asiaticus (Chinese sucker)
Lineage: Eukaryota; Metazoa; Chordata; Actinopteri; Cypriniformes; Catostomidae
Product: interleukin-12 subunit beta-like
Exons: 9
Coding region: 75-1007 (310 amino acids)
Molecular function (GO): protein binding
Source: RefSeq, a predicted model, not a curated record
UAUAAAUGCCAUUCAGGUCGUAAACUACUGCAGUGAAAGGGGAGCAGGUCACUACAACUCAAACAGUUCUCAAGAUGAAGAAGGUUGUCUUUCUUAUUCUGCAAAUGGUCCUCCAAAUGGCAGGCAGCACUUCAUUGAGGUUCAUCAAAUCAAAUGUUCUGGUUUUGGAGGUGUCAGAUCUGUCUAGUACUGAAGUGUCAGUACAUUGUGGAGAGCAGUUUGAGGGAGAAGACAUUCAAUGGGAGAGGAACGGGGAACGCAUUGCUGAGAGUGGAAACCGCAUUACUGUUACAAUAGAUGGUUUACGUGGUGGAAACUUUACCUGUCACAGACCAAAUGGAGAUCUCCUGAAUUACACACUACUACUGGUCCAUCCAGUAGCGUUUCCUAGAGGUGUUCUCAUGCAUUCCAAUGACAGAGAAUUUGUUUCUUGUACUGCAAGAAACUAUAGUGGACAUUUUCAUUGCUCUUGGAAAUGGCACCAGGAAAGGACCCAAAGAGCUGUGGUAUAUUUCGCAGCAAUCCGAAAUUCUAGUGUCAUCAACUGCACUCUGGACUCUAAUAUCUCUGGACUGACUUGUAUUGACAAGGAUCACUGUCCAUACUCUGAGGAGUCAAGGGGCAUCAAUCUCACGCUGUUGGUCAGAAAUCUAUACCGGUUGGAGGAGCACCACAGAAGUUUCCUCAUUCGAGACAUCGUCAAGCCAGAUAAAGUCAGCAUUACCAAGAUUGAAGGUGACAUGUUUGAGUGGCACCCCCCUGAGACGUGGAUGUUCCCAUGCAGUUACUUUCCCCUGUCCUAUGAAGUGAAAGUAGUUCCUUACAACAACAGCUGUGACUACACAGGAAGUCGAGUUGAAAAAAAUGAAAUCAACGAGACACAAUACAAGGUGAACAACAAGAAAACAUAUACCUUCUGCGUACGAGCUCAGGACCCGUUAACUAAAAACAUUUGGAGUGACUGGAGUCACCAUCAUCAAAAACACCGGCACAGCUCAAAGCAAUAAAAGGUCUUCUCAAGGGAACACAGCACUCAGCUUGAUAAUACUUGCAUCUGCUUUCUAUUCCUGACAAAAUAUUGCAGCUAUAAACAUCAUAUUUAUAUGUAUUAUUGAUAUGUUCCGGGAUAAAAUUUGUGCAAUGUUUUUCCAGAUCAUCAAAAUAUUUUGGUUGGCCAUUGUUUUUAGAGUUUUUUUUUUUUUUUUAAGAGAGAGAUUUUCAUUUAAAGAUUGCUGGUUUGUUCUAUCAAAGGUUGUCAGGAUGGUAUUAUUUGUCUUAUUUAUAUGCAAUAAAGUGAAAAAGAAAAUUAACAAACCUAUUUUUCCACUUAUUAUUCACUUACUAGAUUAUUGAUGGUCUCUCUGUAUGUCAACACUGAAAUUCAUGUGGUGUCACAAAACUUAAGCUAAACAACACAUCUAAUGUGUUGAAAAGCAAUAAGUGGAAAAGUCCAUCAGUCGUUCCUGUUUUAA